This is a messenger RNA of Panicum hallii, 2080 nucleotides long. RefSeq names its product UDP-N-acetylglucosamine diphosphorylase 1. NCBI's taxonomy places the organism in Eukaryota, Viridiplantae, Streptophyta, Magnoliopsida, Poales, Poaceae. The coding region runs from base 301 to 1782 and encodes 493 amino acids. Gene Ontology annotation, biological process: UDP-N-acetylglucosamine biosynthetic process. Gene Ontology annotation, molecular function: UDP-N-acetylglucosamine diphosphorylase activity. The record is from RefSeq and is a predicted model, not a curated record. The transcript has 15 exons.
UUGGUGGAUUGACAGUUUUGCCCCUCAGCAGAAAGGCCCGGCUCGAAAAUUCUCUGCAGCAGUGGGAAUAUGGGCAUCAGCCGGCCGCGGCGGAGCACCUCCGCCUCCUCGUCCCACGCUGACACGAUCCAAUCACGACGCUAAUCAGUCAAGCCUCCCCCGUCCUAGUUAAUCGGCUGCUCCAGAUCGGAUCGUACCCGUUCUACAUCAUCACUGCCCAGCCGCAGGUCUUGUGCUCUCUCUCUCUCUCUCUCUCUCUCUCUCUCUGUUGGCGGUGUUGCUGCUGCUGCGGGCUGAGAGAUGACGGAGAUGGUGGUGGCCGCGCGGGCGCCGGCGCCGGCGGCGGGGAGGUGGGGCGCGGCGCCGCCGCAGGAGCUGCUGGAGAGGCUCAAGGACUACGGCCAGGAGGGCGCCUUCGCCUUCUGGGACGAGCUCGGCCCCGAGGAGCGCGACCACCUCAUCAGGGACAUCGAGAGCCUAGAUCUUCCUAGGAUCGAUCGGAUCAUCCGGUGCUCGCUCAGAUCACAAGGUGCUCCUGUGCCGGCCGUCGAGCCUGUGCCAGAGUCAAGUGUCUCGACGGUUGACGACAGAACUCCUGAUGACAAGGAAACGUGGUGGAGAAGGGGCUUGAGAGCCAUUUCAGAGGGGAAGUUGGCCGUUGUCCUGUUGGCUGGUGGUCAGGGCACUCGGCUCGGCAGUUCUGACCCUAAGGGGUGUUUCAGUAUCGGGCUUCCAUCUAGGAAGUCACUUUUCCAACUACAAGCUGAACGGAUUUUGUGUAUUCAGAAGCUGGCUGCUCAAUGCACUGAUGCCCCAGGUAGCACAGUGCAAAUUCACUGGUAUAUAAUGACUAGUCCCUUUACUGAUGAAGCCACACGAAAAUUCUUCGAAACCCACAGAUAUUUUGGCUUAGAGCCUAACCAAGUGACUUUUUUCCAGCAAGGUACUGUUCCAUGUGUCUCUCCUGAUGGAAGAUUUAUUAUGGAGACACCCUAUAAGGUAGCAAAGGCUCCUGAUGGCAACGGCGGAGUAUAUGCUGCUCUAAAAUCUAAACGGUUGCUGGAUGAUAUGGCUGCAAAAGGUGUGAAGUAUGUAGAUUGUUAUGGAGUUGAUAAUGUAUUGGUCCGUGUUGCAGAUCCAACAUUCCUUGGAUACUUCAUUGACAGAGGCGUAUCUGCUGCUGCUAAGGUUGUAAGGAAGGCAUAUCCACAAGAGAAAGUUGGAGUAUUUGUUCAGCGUGGAAGGGGUGGACCUCUCUCCGUGGUCGAAUACAGUGAAAUGGAUGCAGCUAUGACUACCGAAAUCAAUCAAACUACUGGGCGCCUUCGUUAUUGUUGGAGCAAUGUCUGCCUGCAUAUGUUCACUUUGGAUUUUCUGAACCAAGUAACAAACAGUCUUGAAAAAGAUAGCAUUUAUCAUCUGGCAGAGAAGAGAAUUCCGUCAGUCCACGGGUACACAUCAGGCUUAAAGCUUGAACAAUUUAUAUUCGAUGUGUUCAACUAUUCUCCGUCAACAGCUCUUUUUGAGGUUUUGCGUGAGGAGGAAUUUGCGCCAGUGAAGAAUGCUAAUGGUGCAACUUAUGACACUCCUGAUAGUGCCAGAUUAAUGCUUCUUCGGCUUCAUAGCCGAUGGGUGGUUGCUGCAGGUGGCUUCUUGACACAUUCCGUGCCCUUGUAUAUGACAGGCGUUGAAGUUUCUCCACUUUGUUCUUAUGCUGGAGAGAAUCUAGAAGCCAUAUGCCGAGGAAGGACAUUCCAUGCACCAAGUGAGAUUUCAUUCUAGGCAUAGUAGUUGUUGGAAGCAACAAUCAGAAUACAGGAAGAUGAGAUCUGCCCAAUUUUGAUUUCAACAUGACAACUAUUGCAAAUAGGAUGUUUAUAUUAGUCAACUCUUGACUAUUGUAUGUUAUGCAAGCACCAAUUAUUGUAAUGCAGCGCUUGAAGUUGCCUCCUUUCUCCCCUAGCAUUAAUGUGUAUUGCAUUCUCAUGUGCUGCUCAAAUGUAGAUUAUGAGAUGCUUUUGUGUAAUAUUGUCGAAAGCAGCAUAUUUGUCAAAUACAUAUUAUCUCUGCACAAUUCUAA